Capsicum annuum is the source of this 1937-nucleotide messenger RNA. Its product is annotated as probable protein S-acyltransferase 17. Gene Ontology annotation, cellular component: Golgi apparatus; endoplasmic reticulum. The coding region runs from base 119 to 1297 and encodes 392 amino acids. Gene Ontology annotation, molecular function: protein-cysteine S-palmitoyltransferase activity. The transcript has 10 exons. NCBI's taxonomy places the organism in Eukaryota, Viridiplantae, Streptophyta, Magnoliopsida, Solanales, Solanaceae. Gene Ontology annotation, biological process: protein targeting to membrane; peptidyl-L-cysteine S-palmitoylation. The record is from RefSeq and is a predicted model, not a curated record.
AAUUUAUAUUGCGGACCUAACUUAUAUAAUAACAAACUUGUUCGACACCUUUCCCGUCAAGAAAUAAGGGAGAAGUGUAUAAUGAUCUCUUAGGCUGUGGGAAGAGGGCACAACUGAGAUGGAGGUGGAAUGGCUUCUAGUAAUCCACGGCCUGGUGACACUGCUAGUAUUGAUUUCUUUCCUCUGCGGUCAAUGGCCUAUUUUCGAAGGCACUUUCAUUCAAAAAAUCAACUUCUUCCUCACUUUUGGUGCCUGUGAUUAUUUUCGCCGGUUUGUGGGUGCUGUUUUUGGUCAAAAAGGCUCCGAUGUACUAUUCUGCGUCGAGUACUAUUGUUGUGAUCGUCCUAAUCCUAUCCUCCAGGUCAUAUAUUUGGGAAUAAUUGGAGCCAGUUACUACUUUAUUGUGCAGUCAUGCUUUAAGUACAUUCCUGGGUAUUACUUAGGUGAAGUGCACAGGUACAUGAGCUUGUUGGCAGUUGGUGGGGGUAUUCUCCUCUUUCUAUUGACUAGCUUUUCUGACCCAGGAACUGUGAAUGCUGGGAAUGUUUCGCACUAUCUUUCUGCUUAUCCCUAUGACAACAUUAUUUUCUCAGAAAAAGAAUGUCCUACCUGCAAGAUACCAAAACUUUCUAGGUCAAAGCACUGCCGCAUUUGUGAUCGCUGUGUUGCUAGAUUUGAUCAUCAUUGUGGAUGGAUGAAUAAUUGCAUAGGCGAGAAAAACACCAGAUACUUUAUGGCUUUUCUUCUCUGGCAUUUUCUUCUCUGUUUAUAUGGGACAGUUGCUAUUGCACUAGUGCUAGCUGGCAGACUGAAAGAACUACGCGUUAUAGAUAUUCUUACUGUUUAUUAUGGCUUCGAGAAAUCAUUCAGUAGUUUGGCUCCACACGUUGUAGUGUGGUUGUUGGAUUCAUACAAUACUCAAAUACUUAUCAUGGUAUUUCUGGCAAUAGUGUCUAUGCUACUGGCUGGUUUCCUUGCAUACCACACCAAACUGUGUGUCACAAAUACCACAACAAAUGAGACUUUCAAAUGGCAAGAGUACUUAAGCUGGAAGAAGAAGGUAAACGAAGCAAAGGCAAGUGCAGCAGCUCUCAAAGCAAGUUUAGGUGAAUUAAACCAGGAAAAGAAGCUCCCUGUGAGCAAAUGGAAAGCCUUCUUCCAAAGGUCCCAUCUUGAAGAAGUGGAGGUGGUUAAGAAUAACAUUUACGAUAAAGGAAUGCUCCAGAAUGUCGUUGAGAUUGUAGUACCACUUUCAACAAGACGGUCAUUCUUACAGGGGAAACCAAAAUCAGGUUAGAAUUAUCAGUUAGUGACCCAUAUCUCAUAGGGGCUUGGUAGCUCAUCCUUGGUCCAAUGUCUUUAGUCUAAGUCUUACUACCAAGGACAGACUACAUGUGAAUCAGGCUCAUUUUUGCCAAACAUCUCACUGGCAAGAAUCGACAAGUUAUCCACCAUUCUUCUUGGGUUGGCAUGGCCAAGCAGUUUAAUUGCAUGUGGUGAAAAGGCUGCACGAGUUCUGAGGAAGGGGGUUAAGUUCGUGCAGCAGUGUUGCUUCCUUUUACUUUUUCUGCGGUUGCAGCUAUUGAAUGGGGCUGUUUGCUCUUCUUUUUUCGUGCAUUUCUACUUCCCACUUGUGGUGCAGCCUAGGUUCAUAUUUCUUGGAUGAUUUUUCAAUCGUUAUUUAACUUUUUAUACCUCUUUGCUGCUUAGCUGCAGAUUUUAUUAUGUAUUAUGUAAUAGGAUGAGGAUGAGCGCCUGGUAUAUGUUGCAAUCCUACGUCUCAUGUAUCCACCAGCAGAGUAGGGCUGUAGUUUUUGGAUAAAAUUCAAAUGAAUUUUGUGCUCAUGUAGCCAAAAAGAGAGAAUGUACCCAGCAGCUGAACUUCCUUUUGUUCUUUAUUAGGUAGAUUAAUUAAUUGAUGUGUGGAAACUGUUGUG